This is a messenger RNA of Jaculus jaculus (lesser Egyptian jerboa), 1263 nucleotides long. RefSeq names its product C-C motif chemokine receptor 9 (gene Ccr9). The record is from RefSeq and is a predicted model, not a curated record. Gene Ontology annotation, biological process: G protein-coupled receptor signaling pathway; immune response; chemotaxis. The transcript is spliced from 3 exons. Gene Ontology annotation, molecular function: C-C chemokine receptor activity. NCBI's taxonomy places the organism in Eukaryota, Metazoa, Chordata, Mammalia, Rodentia, Dipodidae. The coding region runs from base 157 to 1263 and encodes 368 amino acids. Gene Ontology annotation, cellular component: membrane.
GGGAAUCCAAGGUGUACCAGCAUUUCCUGGCCGGGGCUUCUUGUGUGGUUGACUGUUGAGUUUCCAUCUGCUUGGUGUUUGAUUCCUAGCCUACAUACAGGCCCUCUUCUGAGUUUUGCCCUCUCUUCCUAGAAGCUGGCUGGCAUUUGACCCACCAUGGUACCUACAGAAUUCACAAGCCUUAUUCCCAAUAUGUCUGAUGACUACAGCUAUGAGUCUACUGCCAUGGAUGACUACAUGAAUUUCAAUUUCAGUAGCUUCUUCUGUAAGAAAAACAAUGUCAGGCAGUUUGCAAGCCAUUUUCUCCCACCCCUGUACUGGCUUGUGUUCAUCAUGGGCACCCUGGGGAACAGCCUGGUCAUCCUUGUCUACUGGUAUUGUACAAGAGUGAAGACUAUGACUGACAUGUUCCUUGUGAACUUGGCAAUUGCUGACCUUCUCUUUCUCGCCACUCUUCCGUUCUGGGCCUUAGCUGCUGCUGGCCAGUGGAAAUUCCAGACCUUCGUGUGCAAAGUUGUCAAUGGCAUGUACAAGAUGAACUUCUACAGCUGUGCAUUACUGAUUACAUGCAUCAGUGUGGACAGGUACCUUGCCGUUGUGCAGGCCAUGAAAGCUCAGACCUGGAGACAGAAAAGGCUUCUGUACAGCAAAAUGGCUUGUUUUGCCAUCUGGGUGUUGGCAGCCACGCUUUGCACCCCAGAACUAUUGUACAGCCAAAUCAGUGGUGAGUCUGGCACUGCGGUCUGCACUGCAGUCUACCCUAGCCACGAAAGUGCCAAGCUGAAGGCAGCCAUCUUGAUCCUCAAGGUCAUCCUGGGGUUCUUCCUUCCUCUGGUGGUCAUGGGCUGCUGCUACUCCAUCAUCAUCCACACCCUGGUGCAGGCCAAGAAGUCCUCCAAGCGCAAGGCCCUCAAGGUGACUGUCACUGUCCUCACGGUUUUUAUUGUGUCUCAGUUUCCCUACAACUGUGUUCUCUUGGUGCAAGCCAUUGAUGCCUAUGCUAUGUUCAUUUCCAACUGUGCCAUUUCCACCAACAUUGAUAUUUGCUUUCAGGUCACUCAGACUAUUGCUUUCUUCCACAGUUGCCUGAACCCUGUUCUAUAUGUCUUUGUGGGUGAGAGAUUCCGUCGGGAUCUGGUGAAAACUCUGAAGAAUUUGGGAUGCAUCAGCCAGGCUCAGUGGGUUUCAUUCACAAGGAGAGAGGGUAGUUUGAAGCUUUCCUCCAUGUUGCUGGAGACAACCUCAGGGGCACUCUCCCUCUGA